This is a messenger RNA of Diversispora eburnea, 840 nucleotides long. The record is from the annotation of a GenBank genome assembly. NCBI's taxonomy places the organism in Eukaryota, Fungi, Glomeromycota, Glomeromycetes, Diversisporales, Diversisporaceae.
AUGGAUAAUGGAAUGGAAUAUAUCAACGAUUUAAUAAAUCGUUAUGUCUAUGUAGAUCGUAAUUUUACAAAUACUUCUAUUACUAACACUACACCAUCUGAAGGAUCUGAUGUUGAUGAUAGUGACGAAGAACAACGACAACAUCAUGAUCCAGAAAAUUCAGAACCCGCCAGCGAAACUGAUAGUCUAAAACCAAUUCAAUUUAAACAAUCCGAUUCUGAGAUGGUCGAUCAUAGUAAGAAAGAAAAUAUCGCAAGCGAAACUGAUAGUGUAAAACCAAUUCAAUUUGAACAAUCCGAUUCUGAGACGGUCGAUAAUAGUAAAAAAGAAAAUAUCGCCAGCGAAACUGAUAGUGUAAAACCGAUUCAAUUUAAUCAAUCCGAUUCUGAGACGGUCGAUCAUAGUAAGAAAUUAAAUACCUUAAAUGUUGGUGAUCAAAGUGAUUAUGACUCAUCCAAUGAAAACACUAAAUUUAAAGAAUCUGAUAAAGGAAAUGAUACAAAAGAUUUUAAAACAGAAAAGAAAGGUAAAAAAAGUUCACCUCCUAAAAUUAUUCCUAAAUCUGACGAAAAUGAUAAUGAUAAUGAAAUUGUAACAAAAGUAGUAGUACCUACAUCAACGAUUGAACAAGGUGCCACUUUAACAAAAUCAAUUUCUGAAAGUUCUACGUUGAACGAUUCAAAUGAAUCAAAUUCUAGUAAUACUGAAACCGCUGUCAUUAGUGAUCAAGAAGAAAAUUAUCCUGAAAUUAAUGAGAAACGAUUAUCAUCUAAAAUUGUUGAGAAUAUUGAGAAUGGAGGUGAUGAGAUUAAGAAAAAUGAAAUAUCCGAAGUUGAUUGA